Messenger RNA from Rangifer tarandus platyrhynchus (Svalbard reindeer), 318 nucleotides. The record is from the annotation of a GenBank genome assembly. NCBI's taxonomy places the organism in Eukaryota, Metazoa, Chordata, Mammalia, Artiodactyla, Cervidae.
AUGCGCUCCCCUGGUGCUAUGAGUGAAAAGGUCAAUACUGUUCCCGGCUGUGAUUUUUUGGUGAAUUCUGUCUGGCCAGAAAUAGUACCAGGAUUAGAAGAAAAGUUACCCACGCUUUUUAAUCCUGGGGAUCCUGAUACAUUUCACCAGAAAUAUACCGUAAGUAUGGAUUUUGUAAGAACAUUUGAAUGGCAGUGUGGAUCACAGGCCAGCGUAAAAAGAUUAAGAGCACAUCCUGCCUAUCACAGCUUCAAUAAUAAGUGGAACUUGCCUGUUUAUUUUCAAAUAAGGUCAACAGUUGUGACACGACUCCUUUGA